Molecule: messenger RNA, 385 nt
Organism: Amorphotheca resinae ATCC 22711
Lineage: Eukaryota; Fungi; Ascomycota; Leotiomycetes; Helotiales; Amorphothecaceae
Exons: 3
Coding region: 53-346 (97 amino acids)
Biological process (GO): mitochondrial translation
Cellular component (GO): mitochondrial small ribosomal subunit
Molecular function (GO): structural constituent of ribosome
Source: RefSeq, a predicted model, not a curated record
AAGUCAAUCGCCAUCUUUUGGUCUUUUUGCUGUAUUGAACUAUACAGUCAAGAUGCCUGCCAAAGGUGCCCCCACAAAGCUGCAGCCCAUGCGGCUUCCUCCCCUCCACAAACUACGAGUCCGUCGUCCAAACCAAGCAGAUGCCAACCCAUGCGUGUCAAUCAUGUCUUCCGUCCUGUCAUGUUGGGCUUCCGCAGGUUUUAAUGUCGCCGGAUGCCAGGCCGUGGAGGCGCAGUUGAGGGCAUGUAUGGAUGCGCCGAAACCGAAAACCCAGAAGAAGAAUACCAUCAACUACCACCUGUCUCGCAUGUACCCGAACAUUGUAGGGCCGAGGAAAAGGAAGUGAGCUUGUGGUUAGAAACGAGAUAGAACUGUAUAUUUGGGG